Messenger RNA from Dicentrarchus labrax (European seabass), 3605 nucleotides. It is a transcript of the gene dgkab, whose product is annotated as diacylglycerol kinase, alpha b. The transcript is spliced from 24 exons. Bases 141 to 2300 code for a protein of 719 amino acids. The record is from RefSeq and is a predicted model, not a curated record. Gene Ontology annotation, cellular component: plasma membrane. Lineage: Eukaryota; Metazoa; Chordata; Actinopteri; Moronidae. Gene Ontology annotation, molecular function: ATP-dependent diacylglycerol kinase activity; calcium ion binding. Gene Ontology annotation, biological process: intracellular signal transduction; diacylglycerol metabolic process; lipid phosphorylation.
CUAAUACCGAGGCAGACUUUUACCCACAAGCACCAGCUGCUGUCAACCAACAUAUCAAAGUUCCGCGUCGUGGAGCUCCGUGUCCGGGACAGCGUUUUAUUUACCUCUGCGGAGUCUGAGAAGAGAGACAGCUGAUCGGCAUGGCCUCGUCUGAUGAUACAGAAGGGUCUCUGACUCCUGUGGAUUUUAUCCAGCUGCAGCAUUACAUGGAAUACAGCAGUUUGCGUGUGAAAGAUGUGAUUAAGGAGUUUCACCCAGGGGGCCGGCUGGGCCAGCACAGCUUUGGAGAGCGCGUCGAUGCCGUGGGCUUCUGUCUCUUUCUCAAGACCUACCUAGAAGUGGAUGAGUUCCCCGAAGAUUUCUGUCAACGGCUUUUUCGCUAUUUUCAACACUUUGAGCAGAAUGGAUCCACAAAGAGCCCUCUGCCCAAAGGAGGUGGGGUCUUUCUUCGUGAUGUGUCCUGUUACUUCUCAGUGCUGGAGGAAGGACAGCCACGGGAGAAACUUGAAUUUACUUUCAAACUUUACGAUAAAGACGGCAACGGACUCCUGGACAGCUCUGAGGUGGAUCGUAUAAUCACACAGAUGAUGCGGGCUGCUGAUUACCUCGGCUGGGAUGUGACUGAAAUCAGACCAGUGCUCAAAGACAUGAUGACAGCGAUCGAUGUGGAUGACAGUGGGACUGUCACUCUGGAGGAAUGGUUGAAAGGAGGCAUGAACAACGUGCCUUUACUUGUUCUACUCGGACUGAAGAUGACAGAGAGGGAUGGGCAGCAUAUUUGGAGGAUGAAACACUUUAACAAGCCGACCUAUUGUAGCGUGUGUCAGAGCAUGCUGCUCGGCCUCGGGAAGCAGGGACUCUGCUGCACCUGUUGCAAGUACACCGUCCAUAGUCAGUGUGCCAACAAGAAUCCUGAACCCUGUGCUCGCACCUUUGUCAAAUCAAAAAAGGAGGUGGCGGCUCAUGACUGGAUCAGAGCUGACUGUAACUCCACAAAGUGUCAGGUCUGCCACAAGAAGAUCAAAACUCUAGUGGGGAGGCGCUGUGUGUGGUGCCAGGAGAUGCGUCAUGAUGAGUGUCUUUUCUCUGGCUUAUCGACCUGUGAAUGUGGGCCACUGAGAGAUCAUAUUCUGCCUCCAUGGGCCAUAUAUGCCGUCUCAAAGGAGGAGGACACCAGCUUGUUAAAUGUCACUCCUGAUGGCCACAUCCUGCAGAUUGUUCCAAUUCCAGACACCCACCCUCUGCUGGUGUUUGUAAACCCCAAAAGUGGAGGAAAGCAGGGUGAACGAGUGCUCAGGAAGUUUCAGCACCUGCUGAACCCACGUCAAGUGUACAACCUGUCCAACGGAGGUCCCGCUCCAGGACUGCACUUCUUCCGCAAUCUGCAUAAGUACAGGAUCUUGGUGUGCGGAGGAGACGGCACCGUUGGAUGGAUCCUAGAUGCUAUAGACAAAGAAGACCUUCAGGUGCGUCCUCCAGUAGCUGUCUUGCCUCUGGGCACCGGUAAUGACCUGGCUCGCUGUCUACGCUGGGGAGGAGGCUAUGAGGGGACAGACUUGAGAGAGAUCCUGAAGGAGAUUGAAGCCGGCGAAUUGGUUUCCAUGGACCGCUGGAGCAUCCGGGUGAUACCUGACGACCCCCAGGAGGCGGGAGACCCUGUACCCUACGAGAUCAUCAAUAACUACUUCUCUAUUGGAGUGGAUGCGUCUAUUGCUCAUCGUUUCCACUCCAUGAGAGAGAAACACCCCCAGAGGUUCAACAGUAGAAUGAAGAACAAACUUUGGUAUUUUGAAUUUGCCACUUCUGAGACCAUCUCUGCGUCGUGUAAGAAGCUGAAGGAGUGUCUCACGAUUGAGUGCUGUGGGAGAUCUGUGGACCUAAGCAGCAUGUCUCUUGAGGGCAUAGCUGUCCUCAACAUACCCAGCAUGCAUGGAGGCUCCAACCUCUGGGGCGAGUCCAAGAAGCCUGACAGUGUGCCAGAGAUGGAGCCCAGUGAGGUCAUCACUGACCCAGAAUUGCUAAAAACAAUUUCACAAGAUAUGAGCGAUAAGCGUUUGGAGGUGGUCGGACUGGAAGGAGCCAUAGAAAUGGGACAGAUUUACACCAGACUGAAGAGUGCCGGACACAGACUGGCACAGACUUCCCAAAUUACCAUCAGGACAAUCAAAGCUCUGCCCAUGCAAAUCGAUGGGGAGCCCUGGAUGCAGCCUCCAUGUACUAUCCACAUAAUUCACAAGAACCAAGCCAACAUGCUGAUGGCUGCACCCACAAAACCAUCCGGCUUUUUUCACCUCAAGUAGAUUAAUGGUUCCACUGAAUCCUCAAGCCUGCUGAGGGUCGCCACGGACCGCCGGUAUUAUCGGGGAAAUGAUGCAGGAUGAGUAUUUAAAAGAGAACGUCCGUCACUGAGUGUGUAACUGUGUGUUUUUAUUAUUAAGUAUUAUUGUGUGUGUCUUUUGUGCUUAAUCCCUGGUAUAAUUUUAAAUUAUAUAAACACAGACACUGUAGGCAGAGACAACACUGUUUAAAACUGCAAAAUAUCACUAUUCUAGUCAGAUCGCUGCUAUUGUGUGCCAACUUCAACAAGAUACAUCCAUUUUUUUCCUUUUUGUAAAUAAAAGAGCAGAACAUGUAUCUACAGUAGGAAUAUAUCAGCUUAUUUUAUGUCGUGAUAGCUUUUUCUUGUGGUUGGUCAAAUUAAAGUCUUGUUGAGUUUCAUUUGUACUUCCUAAUGCAGCUGAUGAUGAACUGGCUUUGUUCAGCCUUCAGAAGCUCACAGCAGCUCACCUCAGCACUUUCCUACCUGUCUGUUCUCGUGUCUUUACUGUCUGUGUUCAUCCGUCUGAAAGAAAAUUUAUUUAUUUCAGUGUUUUUUACUGUUUCUUAAAUAGGCUGAAGAAAUAAUGUGAGAAACAUUUUAUUGAAUGUGACUGAAUGUGUUUUUUUUGAAGAUUUGCUCUACAGUUAUAAAUGAAAGUGCUGGGCGGAGGGGCUUUCCCCACAUUUACCAAGUUUAGUAUAAAAAACGACAACUUUGCUGACAGUUUAUGUCUCUGCAAAAAGAUUCUCCCAUUGAUUAGGCUUCUUAAAAACAAAAUACACAGAAACCUAGAAAAUGUAAUGAAAUAUUACUGAUUGUGUUAGUUUACCAAAUCAAUCUAUUUUGGGAGAAUGUUGGGGAAAAUGCCAAGGUUAUAAAAGUUUGUUUCAGUGAUGUGCAUUAUGUGUCUUCGGCUUUCAGGAGUCUUGUGUUGCAUUUUCAGUGUACUUAUAUACAAUUAUAACAGCUCGUAUGUUCAUUUACUAUCUUGUCUUAAUGUUGAAUUGUGUAGUUGUCCUUUGCGUGUGUGUCUUGACAAUAUUGUAUACUCAUGAUGAUCACAUUGACAAUAUUUACUGAACUGUCUACAGAUUAAUUACCUGGUAAUCUGGCUAAAUCUUAAAUGGCAGCACACUUGAAAGUUUACAUGAUCAAAUAUAUUACAGAUUAUAUCUUAAUAACACGAUUUACACAGCUUACAACUAACUCAUUUGUCUGUGAAAACAUCUGCUGUAUAACAAAGUGUACACCCAUGCUUAUCUGAAAUAAAGGAUGUUUAUCAGCA